Leucoraja erinaceus (little skate) is the source of this 2739-nucleotide messenger RNA. RefSeq names its product aminocarboxymuconate semialdehyde decarboxylase (gene acmsd). The record is from RefSeq and is a predicted model, not a curated record. Gene Ontology annotation, molecular function: hydrolase activity; carboxy-lyase activity. Gene Ontology annotation, biological process: secondary metabolic process. NCBI's taxonomy places the organism in Eukaryota, Metazoa, Chordata, Chondrichthyes, Rajiformes, Rajidae. Gene Ontology annotation, cellular component: cytosol; cytoplasm.
AAGGUAAGAUUGAAAAGAGUGAGCUAUUGGCCUGCAUCAGGAGAUCUUGUCACAGUGUCGAAUUUUGAAGUCGAAUUGCUUGCUGUACAGGAAUGAAGAUAGACUUACACAGUCACAUCUUGCCUAAGGAAUGGCCAAAUCUGAAGCAGAGAUAUGGAUAUGAAGGUUGGAUCCAACUUCACCAUCACUGCAAGGGAGAAGCAAAAAUGAUGAAAGAUGGUAACGUCUUCAGAGUCAUACAAGAAAACUGCUGGGAUCCACAAGUACGAAUUCAAGAUAUGGAUCAGUCAGGUGUAACUUUGCAGGUUCUUUCUACUGUUCCUGUUAUGUUCAAUUACUGGGCAAAACCCAAGGACACGUUGGACCUGUGCCAUAUUUUGAAUGAUGACCUUGCAGCCACUGUACAUAAACACUCAAAGAGAUUCAUUGGUCUUGGUACGGUGCCAAUGCAAGCCCCAGAACUGGCUGUCCAGGAAAUGUAUCGCUGCGUAAAAGAGUUAGGAUUUCCUGGAAUCCAAAUUGGCUCUCAUAUAAAUGAUUGGGAUCUGAACUCUCAUGAACUUUACCCAGUGUAUGCAGCUGCAGAAAAGUUAAGCUGUGCCAUAUUUGUGCACCCUUGGGACAUGAAGAUGGAUGGGAGGAUGUCGAAAUAUUGGCUUCCAUGGCUCGUAGGUAUGCCUGCUGAGACAACUAUUGCAAUCUGUAGCAUGCUGUUUGGUGGGAUCUUUGAAAAAUUUCCCAAAUUGAAAGUCUGUUUUGCCCAUGGAGGUGGUGCUUUCCCAUAUACUAUUGGUAGGAUUGAGCAUGGAUUUAAUAUCCGUCCUGAUUUGUGUGCCAUUGACAACAAGAUAAAUCCUCGAAAAUCCCUUGGCCGGUUUUACACAGAUUCAUUAGUACAUGAUCCCCUCGCACUAAAGCUGUUGGUUGAGGUGAUAGGGGAAGAUAAGGUGGUGCUGGGGACAGACUACCCUUUCCCACUGGGUGAACUGAAACCUGGAAAUCUUAUUGAAUCUAUGGAAGAAUUCGACAAUGAACUUAAGGAAAAGCUUCUUGCCAAAAAUGCAUUGGAGUUUCUUGGCCUUGAAAAGAAACAGUUUGGUUGAUUUUUUUUUUAAUACUUCUAUGAAUCACAACUGGGUGUGGAGCAAGCGAUGAAUAUCUUCCCAAAGUCAACAUCCUUACUACAGCUUUUUAUCAUGAAGAUGAGCUAACAAUAUGUUUUGAAAUCAAACCCUUCACUGUUUACUGCAAUUACUUACAAUGAUUCCAUUCUGGUUAAUUGUGAGCAACGGAAAUAACAGUCCAAAAUAAUGAAUAGUUCAGAGCAAGAGAUGAUGCAUCAGGAAAAACAAGAAUGGAAUCCUUCUGCUGCUUUGUGAAGCCUUUUUUGUAAAUUUUCACAUUGUAAUCCAUUUUUUGCCUCACGUAAUGAAACUCGCCUCUGCAAAGAUUGCAUUUCUCAGAUGUUGAGUCCCUGUAUGUCCAUGAGAUGGAUAUAAAUGAACUGUAAUACUAUUUUUGAAGACAAGCAGGAGAUGUCCCCAGAGACCUCAAUUAACAUUAGAAUCAAACUAUCUGGUCAUUAUCACAAUAUCCUUCGUUUCGUUUAUAGUUUUAGAGAUAAAGUGGAAACUGGCCAUUCGGCCCACUGAGUCCGCACCGACCAGCGAUCCCGCACAUUAACGCUAUCGUACACCCACUAGAGACAAUUUACACAUAUGUAAUUGUCAAUGAACCUACAAACCUGUACGUCUUUGGAGUGUGGGAGGAAACCGGAGAUCUCAGCGAAAACCCACAUGGUCCCGGGGAGAAUGUACAAACUCCAUACAGACAGCACCCAUAGUUGUGUUCAAACUCGAGUGUUUAGUUGUGCAUGUGCUGUAAGGCAGCAACUCUACCACUGCGCCACCGUGUUGCCUGUCCUUGUUGCCAUCUUGUUUCAUGUUCUACAGUACAAUUUGUUAGCACACUUUAAACUUAACCGAUUGGGAUAACGUGAAUUUGGGAAAUGCAUUAUAUAAUUGUAAUUUAUUUCUUUAUCUACCCAUAUCAUCACCUAGUGAUGCUGCUGCAGCAGUUCAAUUUUGUACUCUUCAAAGCUGGAAAAGUUCCCAUGUUUUAAUUAAUUAUAUUUUUCUGCUUAACGAAUAUGGGCUAGAAUAUUAUAACAUUUUAACAUGCUACUCAACUGAAUUUAAUCUAAAACUUAAUUACUAACCAUCGUCAGAUCUCUCUGCCAAGUACCAUUCCAUAUAUUCAAUCCUGAUCCUGGCUACGUAUUCAAUGCACAUUUCGCACAAAAUUAUUUUAUAUAUACGAGUCAAAGCAGGCCAUACACCAGAGCUGAGACAGGUUUCAGUGCUGCUUUGUUAAGGCAUCUAACCUUACUUGGACCAACUACUCUGAUUGCCAACUACUCCCAACAUAACUAAAUUGCAAGUUUAAGUUUAAUUCCUACUUCACCAUCAAUCAUGUGUCCAGUCCUAUCCCUUACCAAUUUUAGCUUUUUAAGAAAUGCUCUACCAUAGUUUGUUUUGCAACUAAAAUUUUUUUUAUAGCAUAAUUGUAAUGAUUUGCAUAGGCAGAUUUAUUUUAAAUUGUAUACUAAUAAUAUCAGAAGAACAUGUGAAAAUGCAAGGGGGCAUGGAAUAGAAAUCAGUUGUUCAGUAUCUGAUUAUGUGAAUGCCCGGAUCAAAUCUUACCCCUAGUCUGGUUCAGUAAAAGAAACUUAGUAGAACA